AUGGCCUCCCCUGACGCGGAACAGCCGGCGCCGACGGAGCCCGCGCGGUGGCGUGACCUCGACAUGCUCCUCUCCCACCCCGGGAACCUCGUGGAGGCCUCCUUCGAUCCCAGCCCCGGCCUGAGAGACCUACUGGGCAGCCUCGUGGAGGUUUUGGUUGUGGGCGCAGGUGGGCUCGGCUGCGAGCUCCUCAAGGACCUGGCCCUCUCCGGCUUCAAGAAGCUGCACGUCAUCGAUAUGGACACCAUCGACGUAUCCAACCUCAAUCGCCAGUUCCUCUUCAGAGUUCAAGAUGUCGGGAAGUCCAAGGCUGAAGUAGCAGCGAAGAGGGUUAUGGAGCGAGUUAAUGGGGUGAACAUUGUCCCUCAUUUUUGCAGCAUUGAAGAUAAAGAGAUAGAGUUCUACAGUCAGUUCCACAUAAUUGUCCUCGGUCUGGAUUCAAUUGAAGCUCGAAGCUAUAUCAAUUCUGUGGCUUGUGGUUUCUUAGAGUAUGACUUGAAUGACAAUCCACUUCAAGAGACAGUCAAACCUAUGGUAGAUGGUGGAACUGAGGGCUUCAAGGGACAUGCUAGAGUCAUUAUACCUGGAACAACACCUUGCUUUGAAUGCAACAUAUGGCUGUUUCCUCCACAGGUUAAGUUCCCUUUAUGUACCCUUGCUGAGACACCAAGAACUGCAGCUCACUGCAUUGAGUAUGCUCACUUGAUCAAAUGGGAUGAGGUCCAUCCUGGAAAACUUUUUGAUGCUGAUGAUGCAGAGCAUAUGCAGUGGAUUUAUUCAGAGGCUUUAAAGAGGGCAGAGCUUUUUGGUAUUUGUGGUGUUACAUAUUCUUUGACACAGGGUGUUGUAAAAAAUAUAAUCCCAGCCAUUGCUUCAACGAAUGCAAUUAUAUCUGCUGCUUGUGCAUUGGAAGCCUUCAAGCUUAUUUCUGGGUGCAGCAAAAGUGUGUCAAAUUAUCUCACGUACAACGGUCUGGAAGGAACUCACAUUAAAGUAACUGAGUUUAUCAGAGACAAAGAUUGCCUUGUAUGUGGGCCUGGUACCCUUAUUGAGCUGGAUACAUCAUCUACCCUUUCAGAUUUCAUCAAGAUGCUCGAGGAGCAUCCAACGUUGCGGAUGUCAAAAGCCAGCGUGACGCACGAAGGUAACAACCUGUACAUGCAGUCACCGGAGGUGCUGGAGCAGAUGACACGGCCAAACCUGAGCGUUCCCAUGUUUGAGCUCCUCAAAGAGGUCAGAUACACCACUGUCCAUGCCACGGGCAUGGCAGAGAACAACGGGAAGAAAGUGUCCUCGUUGAGGAAGCUCCGUGUGGCCUUCAAGGGCAUCGAAGAAGCCUCCAAGAUGGAUACGACCCUGAGCUCAUGA
Miscanthus lutarioriparius is the source of this 1368-nucleotide messenger RNA. The record is from the annotation of a GenBank genome assembly. Lineage: Eukaryota; Viridiplantae; Streptophyta; Magnoliopsida; Poales; Poaceae.